This is a messenger RNA of Capsella rubella, 1536 nucleotides long. Its product is annotated as putative polyol transporter 1. Gene Ontology annotation, cellular component: membrane. The record is from RefSeq and is a predicted model, not a curated record. Bases 1 to 1536 code for a protein of 511 amino acids. The transcript is spliced from 3 exons. Gene Ontology annotation, biological process: transmembrane transport. NCBI's taxonomy places the organism in Eukaryota, Viridiplantae, Streptophyta, Magnoliopsida, Brassicales, Brassicaceae. Gene Ontology annotation, molecular function: carbohydrate:proton symporter activity.
AUGAGUUCCUCAGCAGAAGAACAAGGUGUUGUUGUUGCGGUGCCCGAACCACCGAGAGGGAAUAGAAGCCGAUAUGCUUUUGCUUGUGCAAUCUUAGCCUCCAUGACUUCUAUCAUUCUUGGUUACGAUAUUGGAGUGAUGAGUGGAGCUGCAAUUUUCAUAAAAGAUGAUUUGAAAUUGUCUGACGUACAACUUGAGAUUCUGAUGGGGAUUCUGAAUAUCUACUCUUUGAUCGGUUCAGGCGCGGCCGGUAGAACUUCCGAUUGGCUCGGAAGACGAUAUACCAUAGUGUUAGCCGGAGCAUUCUUCUUUUGUGGUGCCCUUCUCAUGGGGUUUGCCACAAACUAUCCUUUCAUUAUGGUUGGUCGUUUUGUAGCUGGUAUUGGUGUCGGUUAUGCUAUGAUGAUUGCGCCUGUUUACACUGCAGAAGUGGCUCCUGCCUCUUCCCGAGGAUUCCUUAGCUCUUUCCCUGAGAUUUUUAUCAACAUUGGUAUACUUUUGGGAUAUGUAUCCAAUUACUUCUUCUCCAAGCUUCCCGAGCAUCUUGGUUGGAGGUUUAUGUUAGGGGUUGGAGCGGUUCCCUCGGUAUUCCUAGCUAUUGGAGUGUUGGCAAUGCCAGAGUCUCCACGGUGGCUUGUCCUCCAAGGUCGUCUUGGGGAUGCUUUUAAAGUUCUCGACAAAACCUCAAACACUAAAGAAGAAGCCAUCUCAAGGCUUAAUGACAUCAAACGUGCGACGGGAAUCCCUGAUGAUAUGACAGACGAUGUUAUAGUUGUCCCGAACAAGAAGUCUGCCGGUAAAGGCGUGUGGAAGGACCUUCUUGUCCGACCAACCCCGUCGGUUAGACACAUCCUUAUAGCUUGUCUUGGCAUCCAUUUCGCCCAGCAAGCCUCUGGAAUCGAUGCGGUGGUGCUUUACUCUCCCACCAUCUUCUCAAAGGCUGGACUAAAGUCCAAGAAUGACCAGCUUUUGGCUACGGUCGCAGUAGGAGUUGUCAAGACCCUCUUUAUCGUGGUAGGGACUUGUGUGGUUGAUCGGUUUGGACGUCGUGCCUUGUUGCUUACGAGUAUGGGCGGAAUGUUCAUUUCCUUGACGGCACUCGGAACUAGUCUCACAGUAAUUGACAGGAACCCUGGACAAACUCUUAAGUGGGCUAUAGGGCUUAGCGUUACGACAGUGAUGUCUUUUGUGGCAACAUUUUCAAUAGGUGCAGGCCCCGUAACAUGGGUAUACUGCUCAGAGAUAUUCCCCGUGAGGCUAAGAGCUCAAGGGGCAAGUUUGGGAGUGAUGUUGAAUAGACUAAUGAGUGGUAUUAUCGGAAUGACAUUCCUAUCUCUUUCUAAGGGUCUCACCAUCGGUGGUGCGUUCCUUCUCUUCGCCGGGGUUUCUGCUGCCGCUUGGGUCUUCUUCUUCACUUUCCUUCCGGAGACUCGUGGUGUGGCUUUAGAAGAAAUGGAGAGUCUCUUCGGUAGCUAUAGCGCAAACAAAAAGAACAAUGUUAUGAGCAAGGACAGAGAAGUUGCUGAUGAACAAUGA